ACUCUACAUCCUCAACCGCCAAGUCAACGCUAUCAAAUAAAUCUCCCACAAUGCAACUUUCAUCUUUUACACUUCUCAGCUCUCUCGCUGCCAUGGUUUUGGCACAACCUAACCCGGGCCAAGCAUGCAGUGGUGCUGGAUAUGAUUGUUCUAAUGACUUUCACGAUAUUCUUGUUUGCAACGGCAAUCAGUGGGUGAUUGCUGCUGCUUGUCCUUCGAGUUGCUGUGCAUACCCUGCUGGCUAUCCUGCGCCGUUUUGCAGCUGCUAAUAGAACAGCUAAAAAGAUGGUGGCCACUAUUUGUCGAGUUUGAAAGACGGGUAUCAAGGAUAACUACGAUUGUGCCUGAAGAUAUACUACGAUAAACGAUAGCUGUACACAAUACAUGAACUCUGAGAAUGGAAUCUACAUUAUGAAUGAACUUGCAUUUUAAUAACAAUAUUGGAUAAGUGAAAUAACUUAGUAAGCUACAAUUGGAAAUUCGUUCCAAUAAGCAAGCUUGCGUGAGUGCCCAUCAAUCUUACCACAAUGUUCUCCAUGAUCCUCUCGAUUUAAGUUACACUACGACUAUACUGAGAACAGGCCAAUGCGAUGAACAUCCCUCCACAUAACUGAGUACGGGAAAUAACGAUACUAAAGGGGAUUGACGAAUUAAAACUCUUACCAGCGGAUGACGUUUGACAAUUUCGGACCGUUUCAGCACCCGGCACUGAACUUUCGCUCGGAGUUUCCGAUGCCUGGUCUUGCGAUUUGAAUUCCGGCUUUCAGUCAAAUUUUUGGUCCGAAAUUCCAGAGUCGCCAUUCAACAGCCUGCUAUAAAGCUAUGGCAUACCCCGAAUCUUUAUGAUGCAAACAUUUCAGACUUUCUACACCGUAAAUACUAUUUCAG
This is a messenger RNA of Trichoderma atroviride IMI 206040, 888 nucleotides long. The record is from RefSeq and is a predicted model, not a curated record. NCBI's taxonomy places the organism in Eukaryota, Fungi, Ascomycota, Sordariomycetes, Hypocreales, Hypocreaceae.